This is a messenger RNA of Oncorhynchus kisutch (coho salmon), 5148 nucleotides long. It is a transcript of the gene june, whose product is annotated as JunE proto-oncogene, AP-1 transcription factor subunit. The record is from RefSeq and is a predicted model, not a curated record. Gene Ontology annotation, biological process: regulation of cell population proliferation; regulation of transcription by RNA polymerase II; regulation of cell cycle. Bases 591 to 1664 code for a protein of 357 amino acids. The transcript has 2 exons. Lineage: Eukaryota; Metazoa; Chordata; Actinopteri; Salmoniformes; Salmonidae. Gene Ontology annotation, cellular component: transcription regulator complex. Gene Ontology annotation, molecular function: transcription factor binding; DNA-binding transcription factor activity, RNA polymerase II-specific; RNA polymerase II cis-regulatory region sequence-specific DNA binding.
CCACAGUACAACUGACAGCGGCUUUGCAGCUCAGACGAGGAAACGAGAGGCAACGAGAGUAGCAGAAGGAAGAGAAGCCCGAUUUCUCCUAUGUCAAACGUCAGUUUACAGAGAAUAAAUUGGAUUAUAUGAAUUUUUCCAUCUGAAUUCGUUGGAAGAUUUUUGUUUAACGCACGGAUAUCGUAUUCAUUUUGAAUUGAUCAUCUGUACACACACACACACACACGCUCGACCGACUCACAAACAGCGUGCGUGGGUAACAUCUACCAUACGAUGGAUGGUAUUCUGUGUCACCGUUGAUCGGUGUGAUUAACUCGAAUCACCGGAGUUGAGUCACUGGAUUGUUUCACGGGGACGUUAUUUCUCGAAACGUAACGUUAGUAGGCUAAUCAACUAGUCAUCGUACUGAACGGGCUUUCCUGUCAUCAUUGUGAGACGUGAGACAUUGUGAGACUUUCGCCUAGUGUGGCAGACUUCAUAUUGGAAUAUUUUUUUAAACAAAAGUCUUAGUCUUCACAGUUAAUGUGAAGGUGGAACACUUCGACCUCUAUAUAAUAAUCAGAUGAUGAAGAUUCUGUCUCCCUGCGUCAAUGACGGCUAAAAUGGAAACUCCUUUCUACCACGACGAGUCCCUAGGUGUUCCUCACAACUUCGGACAACACCAUGCUGAUUACCAACGUUACCAGAGCCACAAGAUGAUGAGUAAGAAGGUGGCACAUAACUUCUCAGGCGGUUCCCACAGCAGCUCUGGCCUGAAACUGUCACAAAGCCAGCCGGGGAGUAACUGCAAUAUCAAUCCUAAUAAUCUGGGAGGGAUUAACAGCAACACAAACAGCUCGUUAAUGCCCGGCGGCUUGUCAGAUAUGAACCUUCUGAAGUUAGCCUCCCCUGACCUCGAGCACCUCAUCAUCCAGUCUAACCAGGGCCUAGUGACGACAUCUCCUGUCCCCAACCCUAACGGAGGCAACCCCUUCAUGUACCGGAACAACGCCACUAACGAACAGGAGGGUUUUGCCGAUGGGUUCGUCAAAGCCCUGGCGGAUCUUCAUAAACAGAACCAGCUGGUUGGAGCUCCCGUGUCCCCUUCCUCCUCUAUGCAAGGCCCCUACCAGAGGAACAUCAUGUCUGCAGGAGACCUGCCCAUCUAUACCAACCUCAGCAGCUACAACCCGAACCACCCCAGCCAUAUAUCAUCAUCCUACCCAGGGGGCCAGAUGCCCGGCGGCUACCCAUGCCACGGCCCCCACGGACCCGGAGGCCAGGGACCCCACCAUCCUCACAACAGGGGGUUGGACGCCCCUCAGACUGUCCCAGAGAUACGUCACCCUUCCGGGGACCCCACCUCCUCCCCUCCCUCGCUCUCUCCCAUCGACCUGGAGACCCAGGAGAGGAUCAAGGCCGAGAGGAAGAAACUACGUAACCGGAUCGCGGCGUCUAAGUGUCGUAAAAGGAAGCUGGAGCGGAUCUCCAGGCUAGAGGAGAAGGUGAAGGUUCUGAAGACCCAGAACUGUGACCUGACCUCCACCGCCUCGGUACUGAGGGAACAGGUGGCCCAGCUCAAACAGAAAGUCAUGAAUCACGUCACCAACGGCUGCCAAAUUGCAGUCAGCUCAGCAGCCCUGCAGUCCAAGAGCACCGGGGAGAGGGAGAGCACCAGCUGCUGACCAACGGACUGUACUGUACAGGGAUGAGGAGGGUGGUUUUCUGUUGCUCUGAGUCAGUCCUCUCUAAAGGAAUUAGUACCUCUACAAGGUAAAUGAUGGGUGUUGUGGGUAAAUAAAGUACUACGUGAGAUGUUGGGGAGAAGGGAGAAUCCCACCUCUCUAUGCUAACUGCUAACUACGUGAGAUGUUGAGGAGAAGGGAGACUCCCACCUCUCUAUGCUAACUACGUGAGUGGUUGGGGAGAAGGGAGAAUCCCACCUCUCUAUGCUAACUGCUAACUACGUGAGAUGUUGAGGAGAAGGGAGACUCCCACCUCUCUAUGCUAACUACGUGAGUGGUUGGGGAGAAGGGAGAAUCCCACCUCUCUAUGCUAAUUGCUAACUACGUGAGUGGUUGGGGAGAAGGGAGAAUCCCACCUCUCUAUGCUAACUGCUAACUACGUGAGAUGUUGGGGAGAAGGGAGAAUCCCACCUCUCUAUGCUAACUGCUAACUACGUGAGAUGUUGAGGAGAAGGGAGAAUCCCACCUCUCUAUGCUAACUGCUAACUACGUGAGUGGUUGGGGAGAAGGGAGAAUCCCACCUCUCUAUGCUAACUGCUAACUAUGUGAGUGGUUGGGGAGAAGGGAGAAUCCCACCUCUCUAUGCUAAUUGCUAACUACGUGAGUGGUUGGGGAGAAGGGAGAAUCCCACCUCUCUAACCUCUACAGACACUUUGAGUUGUCGUAGUAACACAACAAGAAAAGGACAUGGGACACCUCUACUUUCCUACUUUAGUUUUGUCCUCCCGCAGCCCCGACAGUGACCAAAGUAUAUCUGUGCUCAAUAGGAGCACAUUAAACCACACACACACACACACACACACACACACACACACACAUAGACUGAAGACUGUGCUCUACAACACUGACCCUUGUACAUAACCAGGCAACCAUUGGAGCGUGAGGAGCGGAGGACAUUGUGCCUCUAGUAUACAGUUCAGUAGGUUCCCGGGUGUUUUUGGUAAACAGGAAGUCUAAUAACAGAGAAGGUGUGAAACAUACAGGGUUUCCCUGUAGGGUAGACGUACAUGUCACCUCAGAACCGGAAUUCCUACAUUCUAAAAGGUCAUCUCUCUCUCUCUCUCUCUCUCUCUCUCUCUCUCCUCUCUCUCUCUCUCUCUCUCUCUCUCUCUCUCUCUCUCUCUCUCUCUCUCUCUCUCGUAUGAUUUCAGAACAAUUCCAAAAGGUGUUCUAUUGUAUUUCUUACUGUCAUUACCGUAGUAUUUUUGCCAGCUAAACAUUUGAGUCGAAUCAGAAGUAAAAGUUUUACUGAGUUUGACUUUUAAAAAACCAACCAGACUCUAUUUUGAAGUAAAGAGAAAAUAGGAGAUUCUUUCUUUUUUUUCCACUCAAAAACAAAAAAAAGCAAUUGGUCAGAGUAUCACCAUGUUGAUCAAAUCUAUUGGACGUGAUGUGUUGUAGAUGAUUUAUUUGUUUAAGAAUUACAGGAUUUAGCUGUAAAACUGCCACAUUUUAUUUCAGCCUCAUGGCAAGAUGUGUAGAAUAAGCAUGAGAUCAGCUCUAAAAUCGCAAAUGUUUCUAUAAUGGGGCUCCAGAGUGUUUCUAAUGGGGCUCCAGGGUGUUUCUUAUGGGGCUCCAGAGUGGUGCAGCAGUGUAAGGCACUGCAUCUCAGUGCUAGAGGUGUCACUACAGACACCGUGGUUUGAAUCCAGGCUGUAUCACAACGGGCUGUGAUUUUGAGUCCCAUAGGGCGGCACAGGAUUGGCCCAGCGUCGCCCGGUGUAGCCCGUCAAUGUAAAUAAGAAUUUGUUCUUAACUGACUUGCCUAGUUUAAAAUAAAGGUUAAACAAAUAUUUUCUCCAUGGCAAUAUGUGUAGAAUUGCAGGAAAUGUGCUUUAAAACAACAACAUUUUCUCUCAGCCUCUGUUUGGAGAGGGUUGGGUUGUAGCUAAACAGCCAUGGAGGACGGCUGUUUGGAGAGGGUUGGGUCCACUGAUUGACUAAUAUAUUGUUCAAUGUGGUAACAUAUUAUAUAUUAUAUACAUUGUGUAUCAGCGCUGUGUUAACCUGAACUACACUGUGUCAGAAAAAAAAAAAAUUAAGGGACAUUUUAGAUAAACUUGGCUGUGUUAUUAGACGGACAGACGGACAGAUGGACAGAUGGACAGAUGGACAGAUGGACAGAUGGACAGACGGACAGACGGACAGAUGGACAGAUGGACCGACGGACAGACGGACAGAUGGACAGAUGGACAGAUGGACCGACGGACAGAUGGACCGACGGACAGACGGACAGAUGGACAGAUGGACAGACGGACAGAUGGACCGACGGACAGACGGACAGAUGGACAGAUGGACAGAUGGACAGACACACGGUUGGACAGUAGAAAGGGAAGAGGCUUCUUGAGAAAGCAGCAAGCUAGACUGAAGUAACAAGACAAGGGCUUUUAAUCAAAACUGGAUGAUUAAAUUAAUUUCUUAUUUUACAAACAUUUCUGGAGGAAUUUAUUUAUGCAAAAUGUAUCUCUGAUAUUUAUGUUUUCUGUACACAGGACGGAUUUAGUGUCUCGUUUACAAUUUUUUUCGGAGGGGGGGAAUACAAUAUAUUGCACAUCAAUCAAAACAUGAAAUCUUGUCUGAUAUUUAUCUGCGGUCUCAUCAUGGUCUCUACACAGCGUAGAAAUGUCUUUGGAAACUAUUGGAUACUUUUUGUUUUUUUCUCUCUUGUUUAAAUUUUUUUUUUUAUUCCUACAGUGCAAAUGUGAUUGUCGAUAUAGUAGGUAAAUCAUAUCAGAAGAGCUUUAAUUACUAUGUCAAAAACAAAACCUUACUGCGGUGACCGAAAUGGUCACCGCAGUUUCUUGAUGCAGACACAUUUUUUAAAUGUGUCGGCAUUUUAUUAUGAUGUAUUCGCUUCUACACAUAUACAUGUAAGGUUAAUGAUAAUUAUGUCUCUACUUUAUUUACAUCAAUCUAGAGAGAAAUAAAUAAAUAAAUAAAAAAUAAUAAUAAUAAUAAUAAUAAAGAAGAAUCUGUCAAAUAGUUUUUUUUUGAUCUUCAAGGAAAAUAUGUAUUUUUUAAACUUGAAUAAGGCUUUUUUUUUUUAAGUCACUAAUAAUUAUAUAUUUUUGUACAAAAUGUAAAUCAACGUUCCUAAAGUUCUAGAUUCAGUGAAAAUGAUGACGACCACCUUCUAACAGUUUAGUGUGCUUCUUCUCUCUCCAUACUGUACAUUAUUUAUUGAGACAGAUUUUGAUGGUGGUGGUGUAGGUGUGUGGGGGGGGGGGGGGGGGGUAGUAUUAUUUUGUAUGUACUGAAGUAGGUGUGUGUACUUAGGAACAUUACUCUUUGUUGUGUAAAGUCGUUUGUGUCAAUUUCAGUGAAAUAGUAUUCGUCUGUUUUUACGGUGACAUAUUUAUUUUCCAGUGUAAUACAAGAUUAAAAAGGUUGUUGAUGGGACCACAGAGGGUCUGUCUAAAUUCGA